AUGAAGACAAAGACCAUGAUCGUCUUGGCUGUGCAAAAUGUUAAGAUCAGGACUUGUCUACUAGUCUUAGCAUUACAAAAAGUGGAAGACCAAGAUGAUGGUGAUGCCGAUGGCAACUAUACCCCUCCCGCUGACUUUGGGGGCGACUCAUUGUUUCAAGCAGACUUUUCGGAUCCCGCGGAUUUGAUCCAAAUCGAGCCAAAUGAACCAUUGUCUGGAGAAGAUGUACCAGUAUGGUGGCCGAAUCAACGGACGCCAGAAAUCAGCAGAAUCGAGGAAUGGACCCUGGACACCAUGCCCGAUUCCCGUGAUGGACGUUUUCUCCACAGUACAAUGAAGUCUCAAAGCAAACGGAAUAAUCAAGUAGAGCUUGAUUGCUUUCAACUUUCCGGCGAAUUGCCUGAUUCCGAUGAUGAACUGUCCAGGGAGCACUACAGACCUGGAUUAUCGUCCUCGUCUGGAAAUCGGGAUUUUGCAGAGUUCGGAGAACAACACCCUCUUGGAUUUGACAGAACUAGAUCUGAACAUGGAACUCCUGGCAUGCUUGCAAAUCUGAAUCCCGCAGAACUCGCCAUCUUCGAAACCGAAUAUCCUGAACUGGAUCCACAGAUGUUCAGGACAGGUCCAGUGUUUCUUGACGAACCGACGCACGUCUCACAAGGAAGCCAAAGGUCGUGGAGAAAUGUAGAUGGAUCCAGCCUGCGAUGUCCUACUCCAUCUGAUCGUUCCGAUAACCUGACGGGCAUAUCUACGGGUGUAUCGCAAUCGAGUGGUUAUCAGAAUCAACGAGUACAGGAGUCUCAGCGAAUACAAGAACAACUAUCGCGACGAGUACAAGAAAGAUCGCAACGAAUGCAAGAACAACAAUCGCUGCGAAUUCAAGAACAACACUCGCAACGAAUGCAAGAACAGCUGCCUCCACGAAUACAAGAUCAGCACAUACAAUCAGGAAUGAGCCGGGAAAUUACACCGAGAGCGGAAAGAGUUGAAAGACAAGAUGUCCCUACAAAUUUUCCAGAGUUAGGGGAACAACACCCUUUUGGAUUUAGCAGAAGCAGAUCCGGACGAGGAAGUCCAGGUGGAAACCUAAAUCCCGCAGACCUCGCCAUCAUCGAAACAGAAUACCCUGAACUGGAUCCCCAGAUGUACAGGAGAGUUCCAGGGUUGCUUGAUAGAUCGGCGCACGUCCCACGAGGAGAUAGCAUGAGACAACAUCCUGGACCGUCUGGGUCGAUGCCUCGUGGGGGAAGUUGCCAUUGUAGUCGCAACAUCGAAGCAUCCCCUCGAGGUCCAGCCAGAGGAGCAAACAUCCCCUGCAGUCAUGCCCACAACAUUCGAGGAUCCGACUUGCAACGUGGCACUCACAAAAUACUUACGAGGUUAACGUGUGUUCCAGAUGAACCUAUAAAGUGUGAUUCAGGGAUACAACACAUUAUUCAUAUUUACUGCCAAUGUGGAGAAACAAGAGUUAGAAGUGGCGGAGCAGAUGAGAUGGGAUCAUUACAAGGAAUGUCUUCUUCAAGAAGAAGAGCCAGAGAUCCAAACAGAUGUGUUUCUUUCAGAAACUAA
Molecule: messenger RNA, 1569 nt
Organism: Orussus abietinus
Lineage: Eukaryota; Metazoa; Arthropoda; Insecta; Hymenoptera; Orussidae
Exons: 10
Coding region: 1-1569 (522 amino acids)
Source: RefSeq, a predicted model, not a curated record